Molecule: messenger RNA, 1994 nt
Organism: Lacerta agilis (Sand lizard)
Lineage: Eukaryota; Metazoa; Chordata; Lepidosauria; Squamata; Lacertidae
Gene: HLF
Product: HLF transcription factor, PAR bZIP family member
Exons: 4
Coding region: 378-1259 (293 amino acids)
Biological process (GO): regulation of transcription by RNA polymerase II
Cellular component (GO): nucleus
Molecular function (GO): RNA polymerase II cis-regulatory region sequence-specific DNA binding; DNA-binding transcription factor activity, RNA polymerase II-specific
Source: RefSeq, a predicted model, not a curated record
UCUCUCCUUUUCUUUCUCUUCUUUCCUCUUUCUCUCCCCCACCCCCCUUUACUCCCCUCCUCCUGCUGCCUCUGUUGUUGUUGAUGCAAAAGGGGAUCAAGCGAGCAAAAGGACGUCCCCAUUCCCUCGGAGCGUCUGGAGCCGGCUAGAACUUCGCCAAAAGGAGGAGCCCUUGAUGAUUUUUAUUUUUAUUUUUCAGAAAAAUUAUUAGCAGUGGGGUUUUUUCUUCUUCUCCCCCCACCCUCCCAUUCUCUUCCUUUUACCUCCUAAUUUGGGAUUUCCCACCCACGCCCGCCCUCCUGUCCUCCCUCCUUUUUCUUAUUCUUGGUUUGAAAAAUAAUAAUUUUGGGCCAGCGAGCGAGAGAGAGAUCAGGACCAUGGCUCGACCUCUGCCUCUGAAUCCAACUUUCCUACCUCCAACCUACGGGGUGCUGAAAUCUCUGCUGGAAAACCCGCUCAAGCUACCGCUGCAGCAUGAAGACGCGUUUUAUAAAGAAAAAGACAAAGAGAAAAAGCUGGAUGAGGACAAUACCAAUGCCAUGGUCCCACAGUCCGCUUUCCUGGGUCCUACAUUAUGGGACAAGACACUUCCCUACGAUGGCGACACUUUCCAAUUGGAAUACAUGGACCUGGAAGAGUUUCUCUCGGAGAACGGCAUUCCGCCCAGCCCGGCCCAACAUGACCACAGCCCUCACCAACCAGCUCUUCAGCAAUCUACCUCAGCAUCACCUUCCGUCAUGGACCUCAGCAGCAGAGCAUCCACGUCGGCCCACCCUUCCAUGGUUUCUCAGAACUGCAUGCAGAGUCCAGUCAGGCCAGGUCAAAUCGUGCCUGCAAAUCGCAACACGCCAAGCCCCAUCGAUCCAGAGACCAUUCAGGUUCCGGUGGGGUAUGAACCUGACCCGGCCGACCUCGCUCUUUCCAGCAUUCCUGGCCAGGAGAUGUUUGACCCCCGCAAGCGCAAGUUCUCCGAGGAGGAACUUAAGCCGCAGCCAAUGAUUAAGAAAGCUCGCAAAGUCUUCAUCCCAGAGGAUCUGAAGCAGGAUGACAAAUACUGGGCAAGACGCAGAAAGAACAACAUGGCUGCCAAGCGGUCCAGAGAUGCUCGGAGGCUGAAGGAGAACCAGAUUGCCAUUCGCGCCUCGUUCCUGGAGAAGGAAAACUCCGCUCUGCGCCAGGAGGUGGCCGAUCUACGGAAAGAGCUGGGCAAAUGCAAGAAUGUCCUUGCCAAGUAUGAAGCCCGGCAUGGUCCUCUGUAAAUGGCAUUCCCACCCACCUCUUUCUGCCCUCUCUUUCCCCCCUCCCUCUUCUUUCUUUCUUUUUUCCUUUCCUUUUCUUUCUUUCUUUUUUCUUUUCGGUGGGUUGGCAUUUGAAUCGAUGGACAGUGUGUUUCUUGCUUGAUAGCACCACACCCAAACGCCCCCAACCUUUCACCAUCAGCACUUUACCAGGAAAACAGAAACAAACAAACAAAAAAAACAGCGUACAACUUUUUUUUUCUAUGUGCGUACACGCAUGCGCGGGUCUGUGUAUGUGUGGGCGUGUGUGCAUGUUCACCUCAGCACUCCCCAUUUUUAUGGAAAUGGAAGGGUGACCCGUUUUCACUGGGACUGCUUAAACCUGCCAUAGUUAAGCUUUUCAUUAAAUAAUUAAAUAUUUUCCAGUGCUGCUUUGAACUAGGUUUUAUUAUUAUUAUUAUAUUAUUAUUAUUACUAUUGUUAUUAUUUUACCCUUUUGCCAUUCUCUUGAUUUAAUUUCGAAAACGAGAACGGAAAGAAUGAAUCGCGCUAUAAAUGGAGGAGGGAAGAAAAUAAAGGAGGCCAAUCUCUCCACCCUACCCUCCCCGAAUCUAUUGUUUAAAUAUGCCUAAUCAGACAUUUUUAACUUGCUACUGCAAAUGCACAAAUGACAUUUUAAUGCUACACUGCAGAAAUAUUUAAUUUAUAGAUUUUUCUCCUUCUUUUGUUUUGUUGUGUUCUUAAGCUUUGGUGAUU